Salarias fasciatus (jewelled blenny) is the source of this 4544-nucleotide messenger RNA. It is a transcript of the gene amer1, whose product is annotated as APC membrane recruitment protein 1. Gene Ontology annotation, cellular component: plasma membrane. The record is from RefSeq and is a predicted model, not a curated record. The transcript has 2 exons. The coding region runs from base 530 to 3583 and encodes 1017 amino acids. NCBI's taxonomy places the organism in Eukaryota, Metazoa, Chordata, Actinopteri, Blenniiformes, Blenniidae. Gene Ontology annotation, biological process: regulation of canonical Wnt signaling pathway. Gene Ontology annotation, molecular function: phosphatidylinositol-4,5-bisphosphate binding; beta-catenin binding.
GCCGGAGAAGGAGGUUUGGGAAAAUUACCUGAGGAGUGGAGAGAGUGGGAGUCAUCCUCCAGCAUUUAAAUGUGUCUUUUCCGUGUGGGUCGUCAUGUGUGGUUGAACCGGACUCGGUAAGCUCUCGGGCCGGCGGGUCGCCGGGCUGCUGCGAUGCAUUUCGCUGCGCUGUGCUCUCGGGUUUAGCGCCGCUAGCCGCUGUCAGACUCUCUUCAUAAACUCAGACCUCUCAGCCAGCUAGCGACUGCUGGGGUCACAUGAAACCGUGCGUGAGUAAACCUGCCCCGGGGCUCGGAUCGAGCACAAGCCAGCUGCUGCCAGCCCGGAGUUAAAGCCGAGUCGGAGCGACCAGGAGCCAUGCAUUGAGUGCCGUCGUCGUCCCCUGGUCGAGAAACCGGCGGAAUCUGGCUCUUUUGUCGGGCUUUUAUCAGAUGGAGGAGACGUUUGCUGCAGUCUGCCCAACGAGCUGAUUUCAAACUUCAGCUGUUAUGCCUUCUGUCUGACUCGAGCUCUUCUAUAUGUGCGAGCAAUGGCUUUUCGCAAGGUAGAUGAGCUACCGAGUGAGAGCAGUGACUCUCCUUCAGUCACCAGGCACCGAUGUGGCCCGGAUGACAUUGUGGAGGAGCUUCAUCCGGAUGCGAUGAACGCUACGGUGAAAUCUCAAAAAUCUGGGAAAUUCAGGAGGACUGCUCUGACAUUUUUUGGCGUUCGUAAAAGUAUCUGUAUUUUGCCGAGUUUCUUCAGUGGGAGGAGUAAGAACCAGAGCAAGUGGACGACUAAGAAAGGAAUCACCAAAAGCCGAACACACGACGGGCUGAGCAAAGUUAGUCAUGAUGACAAUCUGAGAAGCGGUUAUUCUUUAGCCGGAGACUUUGAGUUCCACAACCAGAAGGACGCUGCUGGAGAGCUCCACAGUAGCUGUCACAAUGAAUGUAGUCACCCCUCCGCUGACCAGAAAUCCCUGACUCUCGGCCGGCAGAGACGAGGUUUCAUGAGUCUCUUUCACAGUUUUAAGCAUCACAGAAACCAUAGAAACGCUGGACUGGAUAAAACGGAAAUGAUUGCGAUGUCCUCUCCUCCCUGCGGGAAAGAGGAGCCUGUUGUCCAGGACAACGCCAAGCAGUAUGUCACCGAGUGCCUGGGAUCUGAACCGGAUGUGCCUGAUUUUGCAGAUGUGAUAUGUGACAUUUCCAUCGGACCUGAAUGUAGUGAUGCCGACGCUUCUGGAUUUGAGAGUCGUGCGGAGAAAGAAAGUCCAAAGUCUGUGCUCGACGAUCAAGAAAGUGACCCUCAACUGGAGAUUGAUUCGACGGCUGUGGUUUCCUCUGACUUCAAGGAGAAUUUUAGGGGACACAGCGAGCCUUGCCUGAACCUUCAGGCGAUGUCUGAGCCCACGUUGAAGCCUGAAACACCGGCUGGCUCCUCGGAUCAGCUGAACAUUUUCGGAGAUGUAGCGUCAUUAAAGAGCUUUGAUUCUCUCACCGGUUGCGGGGACAUCAUUGCAGAUCAAGAAGACGACAGCAUCACCGAGAGCACGGUGUCGGGUGAACGGAGCAGGAAUGGAGGAAAGAGGGCCUCUUGUUAUCUGACUUAUCAGGGUGGCGGUGAAGAGAUGGCGUCGCCGGAAGACUUGGAUGAAUCAUGUCUCCGGGACUUCUGGGAAAAUACCGCAUCGGAAGAAAUGUGCUACACUUGCAAUCAAGACCACACGGAAAUGACGGCCGAGCUGACGAGUUCCCACAACAUGGACUUGCUGAACAGCAGCAGUGCCCAGCAGGCGGCUGGCGCUGCGGACACUUCGUCCAUCGCUGAUGUCUUAACUCCUCAAAGUGAGCAUCAAGAGUCUGUUCCAAAUAGCGACGAGGGCUAUUACGACUCAACGACCCCCGGGCCGGAGGAGGGGCAGGAGAAGACAGAGCGACUGGGGACGGGCAGAUUGCCCAGAGACAGCUACAGCGGCGAUGCCCUCUACGAACUGUUUGCACCUGACGAGAGUCUCAUCAGUCCUCACUAUGAGAACAAAUCCAAACUCCCUCCUUCAAACCAGUGCGACUAUUUAAGUGAGAUGGUCAACGUGUCGGAUUCCGCCUUUGUUCCGGAAAUGAACAGGUUACAAAUAAGUGCUGACUUGUAUGAUGUUCACGAUUUCCUAGAAAUGCAAAACACAUGCGGUAAAUCCCCAGAGCAAGCGCAGAACACGGUGACUCAGCAGGAAAUUGGUAUGAAUAAAAACUCUAAUUUGAAUUCAAAACCUCAAGCAUCGGGCCACAUGAAAGAUAUGAAACUGGACAUAUUUGAAGAAAAAGGAAAUAAGCUUGCGCCCGCUGAAAAAAGGACGAGCCCCCUCAGUGCUGACUGUGAGAAACGGCACAGCAACUUAUCAUUCGGCAGCACGUCUGACCCUGACUUUGAAACAUUUUGUGAACCCAAAGAGGAGCACCUCGAGGAGAACAAACCGGUGGCUUUACCCUACAGGAAUAUCAACGCUCAGCCUGAAGAUUGUAACAAUGACGCGGACGACGGGCACGCGGUGUGUUUCUCCCAGGCCCUUGUGGACUACACGAAAAACACUGAAAUGAUGGGUAACCAUGACGACGACCUGGAGACAAACUCUGCCAUCACCCCGAACAUGGAGGCCUUACCCGCCAUAGUGACGUUUGACGUCGUGGACCUGCACAACGAGGGCGAAUACGACGAGCAGCUUCAUAUGGAGCUGGAGGAGGAUAUCGCGUCGCCCUAUCAGGAAUUUGAGGAGAGCUACCUUCAGAAAGACGCAUUUGCUGAGUGCGACUAUCAAAUGUUAGAUCUGUAUGAACAGAAUAUGAUCAGCAACACAUGGGCAGUCGCUAGUCUCCCACGGCACCUCGGCCUUACAAGAGUCGGUCAGUCCGUGCCUAAUCCAUUGUCUCUGGACAGGAGGACUCGGUCCCUGGACACAGAAAGCCUCGAGAUGAAGAUGCCCGACACGUACAAAGAGAACAGAGCUGCUACCGUUUCUUGUCCUCAGAAUGAAAAAGACUCUGAGAGAGAUUCCUCGCCAUAUUAUAUGAAGAAUGUAGUCGUGUCGGCAUCAGAAGUUAAAGACGGCGACGGCGUGACAUCCUCGUCGUGGCAAACAAGGUCAGAGAUGGCUUUAAGCCUCCCGAUGAGUGACGGAGAAGUUACAGGAAAGGUACAAAGUGUCGCUCAGGCACAAGGAAAACACAGCGUGUUUCCGGGCGCGGCGAACACUGAUUUCCCCGGCAGUAAAUCUCAACGUCACGGCUCUAACGUGUCAGACAGGGAGAACACAGAGCCCAACAACAGGCGGUGUCACUCCCCCUCGCAGUCAGACUCUUCUUCACCUCACAGCACCUUGGUUUAUCCCGGAGCGAAGGAGAACAUAUCAGACGACAUCAACGAUGACAUUUUUCGUAAAGCUGCUGCUAAGCUGCCAUCUUACAGUCACCCUGGCAGACCAGGGUGCAGUAGGGAAGCUCUGUCCAAUACUGGGAGUCCUCUGAACUCGUGUGUGUUUAAAGAGGAAAUCAGACCUGCCAGGGAUGUGGCCUGCAACAAUCUUCCCGACACAACCUUUAACUGAGUCAGCCUCAGUCACACAGUGAAGGCAUGUGUGUUCAUACAAAGAGGGUCAUUGUUGCUUUACCUAUUUUUUUCUCUUGCACAUCUGAUUCAGUUGAAAGCUUUUUUUUUUUUUUUUUUUUUUUUAAGACUGUAGUAAGUGAUUUUGAAGUCAUGCUAAAACGUGGAGUCAAGUACAGCGUUUGGGAGUUUGGAUUUCUGCAUUUGCACAUUUACCGCCUACUUUACACAAGCUACACAUAUUAGUUCUUUUGUAGGUAUUUAAGGGAGUGAUCGUUACGUUACCAUUGGAGGUGCUCGCAUGUUCAUCUCAUGAAGCUAGUGAAUUUUACUAGAAUGUUAAUACCCACGUGUAGCCUCAGUAUCCAGGGCUUUGUCCGGUUGUUAUUCAUGUGCCUGGCUUCCAUUGUGCAGCCACACAGGGCUGACUGAGUUCUGCUUACUUUGCCAAUUGCCUCUUUACAUGAGUUGCAAUGCUUUAAAUACUGGUCUUUGUUUGUGCUUUGCAGCUUUUAUUUUUAAUCUCCAGUGAAAUUCAUGCUUCUGUGACAUGAUGCUAAAAUUGAGUGUUUUUGAAGUGUUUUGAUUCAUUUCAAGCUAGAUUGGGUAAAAAAAAAAACCCAGGAGAUUCUUUAACAGGAAUAUUUCGGAGGAUCAGUUUAAAUCACCUUUUAUGAAAUAUACAGAAAAGGUUUGACUGUUACUAAAACAGCUAGUUCUACUCAUUCAUCCUUUCACAACUUUUACUAACUUCAGCUUCCAGGUCAUCUUUAUACUGGUCCUCAUUUGUAGUUGGUACAAUCCAUUUGUUGUGUGAAAAUAUAUUUUAUCUAAGAUGUCAGAUACACCGAUGAAAUUCGGUGAAAUAAAGUUAAAAAAAAAAAAAAAACGCAAAAGUCUUAGACUGUCAAGCCAAUUCAGCCUUUUUAGAAUUAUUUUUGUCAAAUUUACAUUUGAGUCCA